AUGAACGAUUUAAACAUAAAAGAUACAUUAUUUACCAUAUUGAUCGCGCUCAUCAUAAAGCCAACUCAAAAUCAACUGAGUGCUUCAACUAGCACUAAGAAUUUGUGGAGUGAUUCGAAGAAAUCAACAGGAAAACGAAGUGGUGGACCAUAUUCUGUUCUUCACUGUAUCGACUUCAUGGAAUUUGAACCUGUUUUUUGGAAACAAGCAAGGGAAAAGCGCAAUAUUUCUGAUGCCAAUACUUUAAAUUGCAGAGUUGUAUACGAAAAUGAUACAACCUUGGAAAUAAAGGAAGAGAACAUCCAGGAUCAAGAGAUAUGUACUAGCCAAAAAUGUGAGACAAAAUUGUCUAACGCAAAUAUAAGAGAAGUUGAUGUUUUUGGUGGUACGAGAAAAAUGCCUACCCAUAUCAAGGAGAAGGUUCAAAAAUCGAGAUUAGAAAAGACUCACACAUGCGAAAAAUGUGCACGAAGCUAUAAAAGGCAAUCCGAUUUAAAUAGUCAUAGAAGAUUUGAAUGCGACGUUAUGCCACAGUUCAGGUGUGAAUACUGCACCAAGCGAUUUAAGCGCAACACACACCUUCGGCGCCAUAUAGAUCGCGUGCAUCAGAAAAGUGACUUGAAUGCAUUGCAAACAAAGUACAAUUGUAACAAAUGUUCUCGAAGCUACAGUUCCUCAGAUUCUUUAAAUCGACAUAAACGUUUGGAACAUGCAGUAAUCAAACCACAAUUCAUUUGCGACUAUUGUGGCCAGAAAACGAAAGAAAAGAGUAACUUGUCCCAACAUAUUACUGCCAAACAUAUCAACCUCAAUUUUAAAAACAUUUCAAACGAAGCAUAAUUUUGAAGAAUGUUACAUAUUAUAUUUGCGGUCACGAAACUAAACUCAUAGGUUGCUUGCCAACACAUAUUCCUUCAAAAAUAUUAACUAAUAAUUAUGACGUAUCGUAGAACUUGAAUCCUUAGUUUACUUUUAGUGAAAAUUACUACAUAACACUCAACUUUGCUUUUUGAAGGCUUCGAAAGAAUAAAUUUGCUCAUCGAUAUCAACAAGAAAUUCUUUUUUUAAGUGUAGAAUUUGCUAAUGUAUGUUUUGUUUGAUGAAAAACAGGAUAUAUAGGUAUCAGAAGGUAUUCAUUGAUGACCAUUUCAUUUUCUUAUUUAAUAGCAAGUGUUUCUGCUCAAUUUUCAAGUGAUGAAAGUAAACUUAACUUGUUUCCCUAAUUUUAUGUGAAAAAUAA
Belonocnema kinseyi is the source of this 1240-nucleotide messenger RNA. RefSeq names its product zinc finger protein 184-like. The transcript has 4 exons. Gene Ontology annotation, molecular function: RNA polymerase II cis-regulatory region sequence-specific DNA binding; DNA-binding transcription activator activity, RNA polymerase II-specific. Gene Ontology annotation, biological process: regulation of transcription by RNA polymerase II. Gene Ontology annotation, cellular component: nucleus. Lineage: Eukaryota; Metazoa; Arthropoda; Insecta; Hymenoptera; Cynipidae. The record is from RefSeq and is a predicted model, not a curated record. The coding region runs from base 1 to 840 and encodes 279 amino acids.